AAAAAAAAAAAAAGAUUUCCGCAUUUUUUUUUAAUUGUUGUUUUAGCAGAUAAUGACAAAAGAAUUGAUACCACCGCAGAACAGAGGUAUGACGGUACUUGACCGUGAUGCCUUUAAAAAAAAAUUUCAUACAUUGGCUAUUCGUGUGCCUACAGUGCUUGUGAAGAAAUACACAACGGAGCUUGAAGAUAAGUUAUUAAACGCACCACGUAUUCGUAGCGUUGUAGCGGAUGGAACAAGUAACGAUAGUAAAUUGAUUUUGUUGAGCAUGGCUGUUCAAGAUAUUGAGGUGGAGGGGUGUCAAGUUGUUCCUUAUGAGUUUGAAGUGGAUUAUGACUACUGGACAACGGAACAGAUACUGUAUUCUGUUAUGCCCGAAGGAGAUGCAGAAACGCCUUCUUCAUUUACAGCUACGGGACAUAUUGCCCAUGUAAAUUUAAAACAAGAGAACAUUCCUUUCAAGAGUCUGAUUGCACAAGUGAUUCUCGAUAAAAACAAAAAGAUCAAGAGUGUGGUAAACAAAACAAAUGCCAUUGAUAAUACGUACCGCAAUUUCCAAAUGGAGCUGUUGGCAGGGCCUGACACGAUGAUUACCGAAUUGAAAGAAAAUGAGUGCCGUUUUAAAUUUGAUUUCUCCAAAGUGUACUGGAAUUCCAGAUUGCAAGCAGAACAUUGCCGGUUAGUCCGGAUGUUUAAAAAAGGGGAAUAUAUCUGUGAUGUGAUGGCUGGGGUUGGACCCUUUUCUAUUCCUGCAGCAAAGAAGGGUGCGUUUGUAUAUGCCAACGAUUUAAAUCCCUCUUCUUAUCAAUGGUUGUGUGAAAACAUCCGUCUUAACAAGUUAUCGCCGAAUACAAUUCACACAUACAACAUGGAUGGACGUGCGUUUAUUCGAAAGGCCAUAGCUGAGUUAUGGGCGGAUAAGCUGACCUUUCAGCACUUUGUGAUGAAUUUGCCGGCCACAGCGAUUGAGUUCCUUGAUGCUUUUAAGGGUGCCUAUUACGGAAUGGAUGUUCCAGUGGAUAAGCUUCCCAUGAUUCAUUGCUAUUGUUUCACAAAGAGCGGUGAUGCUACAGAGGAUAUCCAACAACGCGUAUGUCAAAUACUGGGAGGUCCGAUCGAUGCCGCGUUCUGCAAUAUGCAAAUGUACCAUGUCCGUACAGUUGCACCUAAAAAAGACAUGUAUUGUAUCUCAUUCCGUCUCAGUCCCGAAGUUGCUUUCCAACAAAACACUACCGGCCCGAUCUUUGUCUCUUAGUGUGGCGCAAAAUGCAGGUCGUGGUGAUUGACCCGAUUUAAUCCAGACUUGGCACGAGACCUUGUUAAAAUUGCCACCUUUUUUUUUUAUUUUUUUUAUAAU
This is a messenger RNA of Mucor mucedo, 1357 nucleotides long. RefSeq names its product Met-10+ like-protein-domain-containing protein. Lineage: Eukaryota; Fungi; Mucoromycota; Mucoromycetes; Mucorales; Mucoraceae. Gene Ontology annotation, biological process: mitochondrial tRNA methylation; tRNA N1-guanine methylation. The record is from RefSeq and is a predicted model, not a curated record. Gene Ontology annotation, cellular component: mitochondrial matrix; cytoplasm. The coding region runs from base 53 to 1255 and encodes 400 amino acids. The transcript is spliced from 10 exons.